CCCUGCAGAAAAACGUUGGUGGCUGAAGGGCAGCACGCCCCUCUGCAGCCAGAGCUUUGGGAUGGCAGCGAGGAGAGGGAAGACAGCGAGGGGACCGGGGCCGGCAGCAGCGAGCAGGCAGCUACAGGAAACUGCAGCCUCCGGUGAUAAAUAGGAGACCGGGGAGCACAGGAUGCGCGUAGGGCGAGCGCGGUGGGGCGAGGGGAUGUGAGCCGGCGGCUGGCGUGUCCCUCCAUCCCACCCUUCGUCCGUCCAGCCGGCGGGAUGGCCGCGGCCCGGCUGCUGCUGCUGCUGCUGCUGCCGCUGCUGCCGCGGGGCUCCGGCGGGGAGGAGGCCGAGGCCGAGGCCGAGGUGGUGUGCGCCGGCACCGCCUGCUACACCCUGCACCGGGCCGAGCUGGGCUGGAGCGCGGCCCAGGAGCGCUGCCACCACAACGGCGGCAACCUGGCCCCGGCGCGCAGCCCUGGCGAGGCUGAGCGGCUGCAGGAGCUGCUGGCCAUGGCCGGCUGGCUGGACCCGGCGUGGAUCGGGCUGUCGCUGUCACGGGGCCGCUGCGUCCAGCCGCAGGAGCCAUUGCGGGGCUUCGCCUGGGCAGCCGGCGGGGACCCCGGCAACUACUCAGCCUGGCUGGCCGAGCCGGCCGUCACCUGCCUCAGCGCCCGCUGCGUCAGCCUGCGGCCCGCCGGGCCCUGGGGCCCCGCUGGCUGGGCCGACCGCCCGUGCCGGGCGCUGCUGCCCGCCUUCCUCUGCAAGUUCAGCUUCCGCGGGAUGUGCGGGCCCCUGCCACUGGCCGGGCCCAGCCGGGUGGCCUACACCACCCCCUUCGGGGUGCGCAGCUCCCGCCUGGCUGCGGCCCCCUUCGGCACGCUGGCAGAGGUCACCUGCGAGGGGGGCGAGGGACCCACCUUCGCUCUCUGCAAGGGGCCGCUGGAGGGGGGCGGCUUCGCCUGGCACCCCCCCGGGCCCCUCUGCCCUGCCGCCUGCGCCCACCGCAACGGGGGCUGCCAGCACCGCUGCCUGGAGGCGCCUGGGGAGGCCCCGCGGUGCGCCUGCCACCCCGGCUACGUCCUGGCCCCCGACAUGGCCUCCUGCCUGCCCGAGGAUGCCUGCCAGCCCAAUCCCUGCCAGGGGACCUGCCGGACUCGGCCCGGUGGCUUCGAGUGUGGCUGCGAGGCCGGCUACGCCCUGGCACCCGAUGGCCGCAGCUGCCUGGACAUGGACGAGUGCCUGGCCGGGCCCUGCCAGCACGAGUGCCACAACACAGCCGGCAGCUUCGUCUGCCUCUGCCGGCCCGGCUACCAGCCGGCCGGGACGGAUGGCCACCUCUGCCGCGAUGAGGACGAGUGUGCCCGGCCUGGCGUCUGCCCCCAGCUCUGCCUCAACAUCCCCGGCUCCUUCCACUGCGCCUGCCAGCCCGGCUACCAGCGCCAGCCCGGCGGUGGCGAUGCCUGCCUGGACGUAGAUGAGUGCCUGCGGGAUCCCUGCCCCGGGCCCUGCCGCAACCUGCCCGGUGGCUUUGAGUGCCUCUGCCUGCCUGGCUUCGUCCUGGAGGAGGAUGGACAUGGCUGCCGCCCCGCAGCCACCACCGGAGAGGAGCCCACGGGGGCCCCCAACAGCACCCUGCGUACCACAGGUGUCCCACGGACCAGGGGCACCCUGCAGACCGCAGGCAGCCUCCAGACCGCAGGUGCCCCAUGGACCACCGGCAUCCCCCGGACACUGGGCAUCGCCACCGGGGCAAUGCUGCCAGCCCCCACGGCAGUAGGGUCAGCGCCCGGCCCCGAGCACAGCACCGACGGCCCCCGGCUGCUACUCUACUACAUCCUGGGCAGCCUCGUAGCGAUCCUGCUGCUGAUGGCCUUUGCCCUGGCCCUGCUUGCCUGCAGGAAGAGGGCGGCCAAGCGGGAGAAGCGGACAGCCAAAAAUGCAGCGGACAACUACUGCUGGGUGCCGGAGCAGCCGGAGAGCCAUAGGGUGGGCGGCGAGUGCAGGUAAUGGUGUCCAAGGCAGCAAGGCGGGGGAGCAGAGCCUCAGUGACAGAGAACAUCUUUUUCGCAAACUGAAAAAAAAAAGAAAAGGGAUGGGGAUGGGGACGGGGCGAUGCUGUCUGUUCAACAUGGCAUGUCCGGGAGCCUGUUCUGGGGUUCCUUGCAAAGCGGGAGCUGAUCUCUCCUGCAAAGGCAGGUCUGGGCGCUGGGUGGGAAGGCAGCCCAAAUCAGCCCUGCGGUUUACAAACCAGCCACCGCUGCCGCGAGAGAAGGGUUAACUGGGACAGUGCUGCCAGGUGGAGAGAGGGAAUGGGAUUGAAUUUGCCUGCCAGGGCUGCCCCUCAACUCUGCAGGACCCCACUGUGCUUCAAAAUAGCAAAUUAUAAGUUUUGAUUUGCCUUCCAAACUGGUUAAUUUCAUUUUUCAUUUGGUCUCCCCUACCUGUAUUUCAAAUGCCAAGGUGCAAAAGCAGCAGCUUCCCUGCCCCAUCCCUGCACAGCCCCCCCAGCCCCCCAGACUUUGUCAUCCAAAAGCAACACCAGUCCCCCUGCUCUCGCCUCCCUGGCAGCAGACAGCCUGCAUUCAACCCUCGGUUUUGCCUUGUUCUCAUUGAAAUAGGUUUGAAAUUCUUCUCUGUUCCACCAGGGCAAGAAUUGGUCUCUGCAGCCACAAGCAGGGUUGUUUAUUUUUAUUUUAAUUAAAAAUGUCACAUCAGAGGUAACUGAAUAAACCUUUUUAAAACUACAGCAGCAGAGGGCUUCUCCAGGGGAGCAGGCACUGCCAGGUUAGCGGAGCUUUCAUUCCUGCAGCUCCCCAGGCCUGGGUAGGGAGUGCAAUCACGCUGAGUACUGGGGGGGGGGGGGGGGUGGCGCAAAACCUCCAGCCCCCAUCCCCGAGCGCACACAGCAUGGGGAGUGCUGUUCAGCUUGGCCUUGUAGAUGAGGGGCCAAGACCAGAGGAUAUAUGGUAAAAAGGUAUGAAAAACUGUGCUUAGAAGAACCACCUCUGUUUCUGGUGUAUUCAGCUUAAAACUACUUGCAAAAUACGGAAGACAGUGCUCCCCUUCAAAUGCAGCUGGAUGAGAGACUGGAUUUUUCCUGCUGGAUCAUACUUUUUGGGUAGAACCCCUUCCCGAAGCCCAGGGUCCAGGCUGUGUGUGUUUUCCAUUCCUCCCCCUGCAAAGAAUACACUGGAUGUUGUAUAUUUGCUAAUUAUUAUAUAUAAGACUUCUAACCUCUCUUCAAAGCAAAUGCUUUCUCAAGGCUAAGUUGUUCCCCAGUUUUCCCCAGGUACCCAACUUCAGAGGGCUGUUUAUACCGGGCCAUGAAUGAAGCCUCUUUGAGCUGUUCCAGCGUGAAUCCUCCCCAAAAAACUGAGUGGCACAGAGGCAGUCCUGCUUGCCAUCAGGCAGUGCUAGCUUCAUUAUUUGCCCGUGCUCUACAAGGCAAAAAGGUUCUAGAGAAGAACAGACAUGUGAUUUGAACGGCACAUAGGUUUCCUGAGGUUUCUGCUCGUUUCAUUGUAUGCUCGAGGCUUAAUGGCUGCAGAAAUGGGAACUGAACACAAAGGAGUUUGCUGUAGGCAGCGACCUGCAUCCUGUUCUUCCAUGUGUGGAGGAAAACCCUUUCCUGCUGUUUUUUCUUGUCUUCAUGUCUCCAUUGUAAAAUUAAAAGAAUGCCAAAACACAACAACACAGGAAAAUGUAGCUGAUAGAAAUGUUUCUAAUGUUCUGUCUGUGCUUCCUUUUCUCCACACAGUGGCUGGGAGAAGCAAUGAAUGCAGCAGUGGCCUUCUUAGAAGUCCCACUGAAAAUUCAUGCCCUGUCUGUGUUAUGACAAGCUGGCAAAGCAUUUCAAAUGCAUGAAUAAAUUAUGCAAAUGAGAAACCAUACCGAAAUUGGUGAGACAACCUACAUACAUAAAAUUAUGCCUGCGCUGUUGGGCUAUGCCGACUCAGGGUCUGCGUGAGGAAAAGGCAGUCGCAGCACCAUGCCUCACAUUGCAGGGCACUAACUGCUUGGUCUGCUUUAUCAAAAGCUGAGGUGUUUUCCAGAUGUUAAUAGUCUCGGGGUCUUUCUGCCUUAGUUUUCAGUUAAGUUAUCAAUUAAUUGUUGUAUCUAACACUUAUUCCACUAUGAAAAAGGGAAAAGGAAGCGUAAACAGAGGCUCAGAGCUGGUACAAAUCUGAGACGUGCUAUUUAUUCCAGAAUUCCUCGCUAAAACCUAUAAUCCUGAUUUCUGUUAUGACCUUUGUGUAUUCCAGUAUGCGUACUGUAUUACCAGUGGAGUACGGUAGUGAGUCCAGCCUAGGGAAGGCACUACUUUGUGCCUGGGUUUAGUUUGGGCUCUCUCGGGUGGAUUAUUUCCUGAUGUAGCAUCCUUCACCCUGGUGCAGUUACACCUGGAUAAUCUCAUCUCUCCCUUUCUUCCUGCCACGAACCCAGCAGGAACGUUUUGAUCCAUGUCCUCGUUAGAGAGUUAUCCAGGGCCCCAUGAAUCCCAUGGACUGAAGCAAAUGUGAAUGGCACCAGAUAGUUUGGUACCCUGUCUUAAAGGAGACAGGACACUCAUCCUGGCCCAAGGUGGUUUUACCGUUGUGCCUGGGGCAGCUACCUCUGCUCCCUGUUCCCUCCAUACACAUGAGGUGCCAUUAUAAGCAAGACCUAUACUGUCCUGCUGUCGCCAUGGCAGGACGGGUUAGCCAACAUGUCCAAAAUGCUUGUAGAUAUCAACUGGUUUGUAAUGAAGUAAGUGUUAUAUUCUUACGGUCCAGAAUUAAGACACUCCUUGUCCUUCAUGGCAGCGGCACGUCAGGACUGAGUCGACUUUGUCUUUGACUAAAAGGAUAAGGUUAUCCCACACAUUGAAUAACACCAUAUGUUGCUUUUCUGAUGAAACACCAAUAAAAUCUAAAUAGAAUGCG
Molecule: messenger RNA, 4910 nt
Organism: Falco peregrinus (peregrine falcon)
Lineage: Eukaryota; Metazoa; Chordata; Aves; Falconiformes; Falconidae
Gene: CD93
Product: CD93 molecule
Exons: 1
Coding region: 265-1995 (576 amino acids)
Molecular function (GO): calcium ion binding
Source: RefSeq, a predicted model, not a curated record